Messenger RNA from Olea europaea var. sylvestris, 3262 nucleotides. Its product is annotated as probable inactive ATP-dependent zinc metalloprotease FTSHI 1, chloroplastic. Gene Ontology annotation, molecular function: ATP binding; metalloendopeptidase activity; ATP hydrolysis activity. NCBI's taxonomy places the organism in Eukaryota, Viridiplantae, Streptophyta, Magnoliopsida, Lamiales, Oleaceae. Gene Ontology annotation, cellular component: chloroplast thylakoid. Gene Ontology annotation, biological process: proteolysis. The coding region runs from base 194 to 3001 and encodes 935 amino acids. The record is from RefSeq and is a predicted model, not a curated record. The transcript has 15 exons.
CAUCCUUUUUUGCAUACGAUUUAAUCCCUGUUUUCUCCUCCUUCCUCAUUGUCUCCUUCACUAUCCCUGUUUCUCCGUCUGUGUGCAGGUUUACUCUCCCACUCAUUCCAGCAGAAAUGCCAAAAUUUUUGUCUCCUAAUAAUCCCCGAAACCUCAAUCCAGUAGUUUAACCCAAUUCUUCGCUAAAAGAAACAUGUAUUACUUACAAUUUGGCACUCCUAAACCCUUCAUUAAUUAUCCCACCAAUUUUUCAGACCAAAAAUCUCAUAAAAGAUUGAGCUUUUCCCCCAUACUUCCAAAAAGAUUGUAUUUUCUCAAUAGUCCACGUGCUUUUUUGCAAAAACCUGGUUCAAAUUCCAAGACUUUGUUGAAUUCUGAUGUUGAGAAAGAGGAUUUUGUGACUAGGGUUUUAAGGGAAAACCCGAGUCAAGUGGAACCUAAAUAUUUGGUUGGGGAUAGAUUGUACACAUUGAAAGAGAAGGUGAGUUUGAGUGAAAAGCGUUUUGAUAACCCGGUUUUUGAAAUAAUAAGGAGGUUGAAUUUGAAGGCAUUAGUGAGUAGAAAGGAGAGUGAUAUUGACAGCAAUUUAGUGAAGUCGGAAGGAGUUUAUUUGAACGAUAUCCUGAGGGAGUAUAAAGGAAAACUUUAUGUACCCGAGCAAGUUUUUGGGAUAAAUUUAUCCGAGGAAGAGGAGUUCAACAAGAAUUUGAAGGAGUUGCCAAAAUUGAGCUACGUGGAUUUUCAAAAGUACUUGAAGAGUGAUAAAAUAAAGUUGGUGACUUUUAAGGAGAAUAGUGGUAAUUAUGCAUACAGGGAUUUUGUGGUCGAUUUGAAAGAAAUACCUGGAGAAAAGAGCUUGCAUAGAACUAAAUGGGCAAUGAAGCUGGAUCGAGACCAAGCCCAAGUUCUUUUGGAGGAGUACCAGGGGCCAAGAUACGAAAUCGAGAAGCAAAUGAUGUCCUAUGUAGGAAAAUUGCCAGAAUAUCCUCACCCAGUGGCAUCUAAAAUAUCGAGUAGAAUGAUGGUUGAACUUGGAGUGCUGACUGCUGCAAUGGCUGCAGCUGCAGUUGUUGUUGGAGGAUUUUUGGCUUCUGCAAUAUUUGCAGCUACCAGCUUUGUUUUUGCAGCGGCUGUAUACAUCAUAUGGCCUAUUACCAAACCAUUUCUGCAACUAAUUUUUAGUCUUGUUUUUGGAGUUCUUGAAAGAGCGUGGGAUAAUCUUGCCGAUAUUUUUGGUGAUGGAGGAAUCUUUUCCAAGAUGUACGAACUAUACACUUUUGGUGGGGUGUCUGCUAGUCUUGAAAUGCUGAAACCAAUUAUGCUGGUAUUUUUUACCAUGGUUCUUCUUGUCCGUUUUACCCUUUCUAGAAGACCAAAGAAUUUCCGUAAAUGGGAUAUAUGGCAAGGCAUUGAAUUUUCUCAAUCAAAACCACAAGCGCGUGUGGAUGGUUCCACUGGAGUCACAUUUAAUGAUGUGGCAGGCAUUGAGGAAGCAGUUGAAGAGCUCCAAGAGUUGGUGCGAUACCUGAAAAAUCCUGAACUAUUUGAUAAAAUGGGGAUAAAGCCUCCACAUGGAGUUCUUCUCGAGGGCCCUCCAGGAUGUGGCAAGACUCUAGUUGCCAAGGCCAUAGCAGGUGAGGCUGGUGUUCCAUUCUACCAAAUGGCUGGAUCUGAAUUCGUGGAAGUUUUAGUUGGUGUUGGUUCUGCUCGUAUACGAGAUUUAUUUAAGAGAGCAAAGGUAAAUAAACCAUCGGUCAUUUUUAUUGAUGAAAUUGAUGCCCUGGCUACAAGGCGGCAAGGAAUAUUCCGUGAGACAACAGACCAUCUAUACAAUGCAGCAACUCAAGAAAGAGAAACCACAUUGAACCAACUCUUGAUCGAACUAGAUGGAUUUGAUACAGGAAAAGGUGUCAUAUUUUUGGGUGCCACUAAUCGAAUGGAUUUGUUGGACCCUGCACUUCUUCGUCCUGGUCGGUUCGAUCGCAAGAUAAGAAUCCGGCCUCCAAAUGCAAAGGGAAGAUUGGAAAUAUUAAAAGUUCAUGGCCGUAAGGUGAAAUUAUCAGAUACUGUUGAAUUGACCAGUUAUGCAAACAACUUGCCUGGGUGGUCGGGGGCGAAGCUGGCACAGCUGCUCCAAGAGGCCGCUCUUGUGGCUGUCAGGAAAAGGCAUAAUGCAAUUCUUCAGGAAGACAUGGAUGAUGCAGUUGACCGUCUUACUGUGGGACCCAAGCGUGAUGGAAUAAAAUUGGGCCAUCAAGGCCAAUGUCGCCGAGCUACUACGGAAGUGGGGACCGCAUUGACUGCUCAUCUGCUAAGGCGCUUUGAGAAUGCAAAUAUUGAGAGAUGUGAUCGCAUAUCAAUCAAACCUCGUGGACAGACACUGUCUCAAGUUGUAUUUCAUCGUCUUGAUGAUGACGCGUACAUGUUUGAGCGUCGACCUCAGUUGUUACACCGCCUUCAGGUAUUACUUGGAGGCAGAGCUGCUGAAGAGGUCAUUUUCGGGAGGGAUACUUCGAAGGCAUCAGUUCAUUAUCUUGCUGAUGCAUCUUGGCUUGCUCGUAAGAUUAUUACGAUAUGGAAUCUGGAGAACCCAAUGGUGGUGCAUGGAGAACCUGCUCCUUGGAGAAAGAGAGCAAAAUUUGUGGGCCCACGGCUUGAUUUUGAAGGAUCACUUUACGAUGACUACGACUUAAUUGAGCCUCCAGUCAACUUCAGAUUAGAUGAUGACAUUGCAAAGAGGACAGAAGAAUUAAUGCAUAAUAUGUAUGGAAAGACCGUUGAUUUGCUGAGACUGCAUAGUGCUGCUUUGCUGAAGACUGUUAAGGUUCUUCUUAACCAGAAAGAGAUUCGCGGGAAUGAUAUAGAGUUUAUCAUUGACAAUUAUCCUCCGCAAACUCCCACAAGUUUUAUAUUGGAAGAAAGAGAUCCAGGGGGCCUUCCAUUUUUCGAACAAAAGCAAGCAGAACUAGAUAAAGUAGAAUACAGACUUCUGUCUUCAUGAAAAGUAGGACUUUUAUCUGAUAGUAUGCUGUUUUCUGUGAAUCCAUUCUGUCCAUUCAAUUUGAUAAUUACAUGGUUCAGACGAGCUCUUGGGCUGCAGAGUACUAGGUUUAUCCAAUCAUGAUCCAUAUGGAGAAGACGAAAUAAAAUCCAGGUCUUUUUUAUUUAGGAUGUACCAUUUAUUUGUAAUGUUACUGAUAAUCUAUUGUUGGAUUUCAUAAUAUCAUUAUUGUUGGUUUAACAUAACCCGUACUAUUUAUGA